AUGUGUUUCAUGGCACCUACCUAUCAACUGUCAUCAGUUGACGGCCCAUGUGAUCAAUGGGCGACAGCCGUGACAACGCCAAGACCUGCAGGCCAAAGAGGUUCUCGUUCAGGGGUGCCGCCACUUCUCCCUGGCAACCACCAACGCGCUGACCGUCAGCGAUGCGCGCGGAACGACUCUGAUCAAUUGAGGACUACGAGCAGCACAUCAAACAUACUCCAACUGGCAACCGGCAAGAUGGGCCUGAAAACAACCAUCAUCGGCACCGUCCUCGCGACCCUCGCCGCCAACCCCGCGACCGCGGCGCAACCGCGAGCCGCGCGGCCGAUCCCCGCCCCGAUGCGAAACCUCGUCUGGGGCAAACUAAACUUUUUGCACACGACCGACACGCACGGCUGGCACGCUGGCCAUCUUCAGGAGUCACAAUAUUCGGCUGACUGGGGGGACUACGUCUCUUUUGCGGAGCACAUGCGGCAAAAGGCGGAUGAUUUGGGAGUCGAUCUCUUGCUUGUCGACACGGGGGACCGGGUGGAGGGGAACGGGCUGUAUGACGCGAGCAGUCCGAAGGGGAAGUACUACUACGAUAUAUACAAGGAGCAGGACGUGGACGUGAUUUGCACGGGGAAUCACGAGCUGUAUAUUGCGAGCACGGCGGAUCGGGAGUAUGAGAGGACGGUGGAGAAUUUUAGGGGGAGGUAUGUGGCUAGCAAUUUGGAUUACGUAAAGGGGGAUGGGGAGAGAGUGGAGAUGGCGCAGAGGUAUAGGAGGUUUAGGACGAAGAAUCAAGGGGUGGAGGUGGUGGCGAUGGGGUUUUUGUUUGAUUUUGGGGGGAAUGCGAAUAAUACUGUGGUGAAAAGGGUUGGGGAUGUGGUGAGGGAGGGGUGGUUUCAGCGGUUGGUGAGGGAGCAGGAGAAGCCGGAUUUGUGGCUGGUUAUUGGGCAUGUGGGGGUGCAGAUGGAGGAGUUUAAGACGGUUUUUGGGGAGAUUAGGAGGUGGAAUGGGGAUGCGCCGAUCUUGUUUUUUGGGGGCCAUGUUCAUGUCAGGGAUGCGACGAGCUAUGAUGAGAGGAGCUUUGCGAUGGCGAGUGGGCGGUAUUUUGAGACGAUUGGGUGGAUGAGUGUUGACGGGGCGAUCAAGAAGGCCGAGGAUGAUCCAAAGGGGGAGAGGGGGUUGAGUUUUCAUCGGAGGUAUAUCGAUAACAACCUCCUUGGGUUGUAUCAUCACAGCGGGCUGAAUGCUUCGACUUUUCAUACCGAGCAUGGCAAGAACGUCACGUCUAUGAUUGCCAAGGCGAGGAAGGAGCUGGAAUUGGAUUACACCUUUGGUUGCGCGCCACAGGACUACUGGAUGACGAGGUCGCCGUAUCCAGGACCUGACAGCAUUUACACCCUGCUCGAGGAGGAGGUCAUCCCGGAUAUCGCAGUCAACCCAAAGCGCAAAGACGUCCCCAGACUGGUGAUCGCCAACACAGGCGCUAUCAGAUUCGACAUCUUCAAGGGGGCCUUCACGCGGGACUCGACAUACAUCACCUCACCCUUCCUCAGCGUUCUCAACUACAUCUCCGAUGUCCCCUACCACGCCGCAAGGAAAGUCAUCAAGCUCCUCAAUAACGCCGGGAAGAUCAUGGCUGACGCUCAUAUGGACAACGAGUUCAUGGCCAUCCCCGAGCAACUUUCCAUCAGGGAGUCCAUCAUCUACGACACCCCUGCCAACCCUUUCUCCGAAGACGGUAUCCAGAAGCCAAUGGGUCAGCAUGGGCAUGAGGAGCCCUUUUUGGUUGAGGGAUACACCACCCGGGAUGAUAUCGGCGACGAUGGUGACGACGCCCUCCACUCGAGGAUCAACUUCUACGUGGUCCCCAACUGCAUCCAGAGCGAGCUGUCGUUCCCGGAAGAGGGCGAGCCAGAGACGGUUGAUUUGGUGUUCUUCGACUUUAUUCAACCUUGGGUGUUGAUGGCGUUGAAGUUUAGCGGAGCCGUGUAUACUGACAAGGACGUCAGUUUGUAUGUUGAGGGGACGUUUACGGAGCUUUUCGCCGGGUGGAUCGAGGACAAUUGGCCGGCGAAGUGUUGA
Podospora pseudocomata is the source of this 2073-nucleotide messenger RNA. RefSeq lists its product as uncharacterized. The record is from RefSeq and is a predicted model, not a curated record. Gene Ontology annotation, cellular component: cytosol. Lineage: Eukaryota; Fungi; Ascomycota; Sordariomycetes; Sordariales; Podosporaceae. Gene Ontology annotation, molecular function: hydrolase activity. The transcript has a single exon. The coding region runs from base 1 to 2073 and encodes 690 amino acids. Gene Ontology annotation, biological process: nucleotide catabolic process.